Messenger RNA from Fusarium pseudograminearum CS3096, 1593 nucleotides. RefSeq lists its product as uncharacterized. Gene Ontology annotation, molecular function: amino acid transmembrane transporter activity. The transcript is spliced from 3 exons. Gene Ontology annotation, cellular component: membrane. The record is from RefSeq and is a predicted model, not a curated record. The coding region runs from base 1 to 1593 and encodes 530 amino acids. Gene Ontology annotation, biological process: amino acid transmembrane transport. NCBI's taxonomy places the organism in Eukaryota, Fungi, Ascomycota, Sordariomycetes, Hypocreales, Nectriaceae.
AUGAGCGCCGACGUUCUUGCUGGCGUUAAGCCGGCCCCGACUAGUGAUGUUGAAACAGCGGCGGUGCUACAGAGGAAUCACGAUGGAGAUCUCGUUACAGCCACCGAAGAGGAGAAUCUUCAGCGCGGCUUGCAUGAAAGGCAUUUGUCUAUGCUUGGUAUCGCCGGCGCCAUUGGAACAGGUCUGUUCCUCGGUCUGGGCCAGUCUGUGCAAACCGGCGGUCCUUUGGGCGCGCUGCUUGGUUAUGCCACCGUCGGUCUCGUAGUGUGCGCCGUCCAAUUCGCCCUGGGAGAAGUCGCUGCGCUACUACCGGUUACAGGAGCCUUUGUGCGACACGCUGAAUUUCUGGUUGACCCGGCUUGGGGCUUUGCGAUCGGAUUAAUAUUGGUUUACGGCAACAUCCUAUCAAUACCUUCUGAGAUCACGGCCAUUUGUGUCUUGUUCGAGUUCUGGACCGAUAUCAACCCAUCAGUAUGGAUCAUCAUCUUCAUCGUUCUGACGACAGUUGUGGGGCUCUGUUUUGUGCGCGUCUUUGGAGAGGUUGAGUUCUGGUUCGCUCUCCUCAAGAUCCUUCUCGUUGUGUUCCUCAUCAUCCUGGGCCUGGUCAUCAACUUGGGCGGUAUCCCGGGAACAGAGCGCAUUGGCUUUAGGUAUUGGAAGAAUCCUGGACCUUUCGUUGAGUACAUCGCCAGUGGUAACUGGGGCAAAUUCCUUGGAUACUGGUCUGUCAUGACCAGCGCUGUCUUCUCCUUUGCAGGAGUAGAGUCCAUCGCCAUGGCAGCUGCAGAGACACGAAACCCGCAGCGAGCGAUCCCCAAGGCAUGCAAGAAUGUAUUUAUCCGAAUUCUUGUCUUCUACAUCCUGGCCAUCCUCAUCGUCGGCAUGUUGGUCCGCAGUGACGACGAAAGACUCAACGAUCAAUCAGGAGCUGCGGGACAAAGCCCUUUCGUUAUAGCAGCUUCUGCAGCUGGCAUUCGAGCCAUACCGUCAGUGGUCAACGCUGUUGUUAUCACGUCUGCAUGGUCCGCUUCAAACCAGAGUCUUCUAGCCGGCACUCGUGUCCUGUAUGGCCUGGCCCUCAAGCGACAAGCGCCCCAGAUCUUUCUCAGAACGAACUCGUGGGGCGUGCCCUAUGUUUGUGUCCUUUUCUUCACCUGCUUCAUGUUCCUUAGCUUCAUGAGCUUAUCCAACGGAGCCAUGACUGUGUUCUGGUGGUUGGUUAACUUGACUGCGGCUGGGGUUUUGGUCUCUUGGUCAUCGAUCUUGUUGAAUCACAUUCGACUGAGGCUCGCCAUGAAGAAACAAGGUAUCCCGAUCGAAAGGCUACCCUGGCACAACUCCUGGACCUUCUACUCUUCAUGCGUGGGAUUAUUUAUGACAUUGCUCAUAUUGUUCACCGGUGGGUUCAGGGUCUUUACCAAGGGCAACUGGGACCCUGUUGGCUUUGUGUCUUCGUAUUUGGUCAUUCCUCUCGUUAUUGCAGCAUACUUGAUCUGGAAGUUUGUCAAGAAGACAAAGGUUGUGUCAUUGUCAGAUAUCCCCCUGCAUGAUGCAUUUAAGAAGUCCGAGGAAGACCACGAGGUGGUAUCCUAA